AUGAGAGCUGAUUAUGCUAAUUUUGGAGAUGUUGUUUACUUUGAUACAACCUACAGAAAAAACAAUGAAGGUCGACCAAUUGCGUUGUUUGUGGGUGUUAAUCAUCAUAAACAAUCGAUACUUUUUGGUGUUGCUUUAUUAUAUGAUGAAACUAGUUUGACUUUUGAGUGGUUGUUUAAUACAUUAACUAAAACUAUGGAUGAGAAAAAACCAACUACUAUUCUUACAGAUCAAGAUGCAACAAUGGUAAAGACAUUAGCUUCUAGAUGGCCUGAAACACAUCAUCGUUUGUGCAUUUGGCACAUUUAUCAAAAUACCGCCAUACAUUUGAGUGGAGUUUUUUCUCAGUUUAGAGACUUUGCUAAAGAUUUUGUCUCAUGUGUAUAUGAUUUUGAUGAAGAGGAAGAUUUUAUUUCAGCAUGGAACAUGAUGUCGGCCAAGUAUGCACUUGAAGACAAUAAUUGGUUGAGGCGCAUGUACAACAUAAAAGAAAAGUGGGCUUUAGUAUAUGGACGACAAAUGUUUUGUGCAGAUAUGACUACAACUCAAAGAAGUGAGAGCAUGAAUAGUAUUGUGAAAAAAUAUGUCACUUAUAAACACAAGUUUUUAGACUUCUUCAAUCACUUCCAAAGACUCCUUGAUGAUCAUCGAUAUGAGGAAUUAAAAGUUGAUUUCAGAUCAAGUACAAUUGUUCCAUAUUUAAUGUUUCCAAUUGAGAUUUUAAAGCAUGCUAGUGAAAUUUAUACUCCUGAGGAUGCUGAUACAUUUACAAAAUAUAAAGUUACUCCUCACAAAAAGAGACACCAUCAUAUAGUUACACUUGAUAAGAAGUCUGAAAAAAUUGAGUGUAGUUGCAAAAAAUAUGAAUUUGUUGGAAUUUUAUGUUCUCAUAUUCUGAAAAUAUUUACGUGGAAUAAUAUCAUGAAGAUCCCAAGUCAGUAUGUACUGAAAGGUGGACAAGAAAAGCAAAAAUUGGAUUUUUUUGGAGUUAAUGAUUCAAUGACCAACAAUGCUAGUUUGGAUCCAAAAGUACUUCAAAACAUGCGAUACAAAGAUUUGUGUGGGUUGAAUGUUCAGUUGGUUACCAAGGCAGCAGAAAGAAAUGACACUUACAAGGUUGUUAAAGAUGUUAUGUUGAGCUUGUGUAAGAUGGUGGAUGAUAAGUUACAAGUUAAUGAAUCUAAUAUCCAACAAUCAAAAGUGAGCCAAGAAUCUUGGGAAUUUGAUUAUGGUGAAGGAAACUCUACUGGAGUGAAAGGAAUUAAAACCAAGAAGAAAACAGUCUCAAGUAAAAGGUUGAAAGGUGGGUUAGAGAGGACUUCAAGGAAAAAAAAAGCAUCGAGCAAAACAAAUCAAGCUUCAACGAUUGGUGUAGAUCAAAUUAUUUCCAGCAUGACCAUCGUACAAUGUGACCGGAACAAUCAACAAUCUAUUAAUUUCUCAUCAAUUGAUAGCUCCGUUGAUAAUGUUAGUAUGACCGAGACUCAAUUCCCACCAUUAUUAGCAUCACAACUUUCUCAGUUAGUAGCAUUUGCCAUUGCUGCACUGAUUGCAAGUUGUAAGCUUCAAGUGCUUGAUCUUGAUCAUGUGCAUCUUUUCCUGUCAGUCAGCUCUGUUUAA
Zingiber officinale is the source of this 1620-nucleotide messenger RNA. RefSeq names its product protein FAR1-RELATED SEQUENCE 5-like. Lineage: Eukaryota; Viridiplantae; Streptophyta; Magnoliopsida; Zingiberales; Zingiberaceae. The coding region runs from base 1 to 1620 and encodes 539 amino acids. Gene Ontology annotation, molecular function: zinc ion binding. Gene Ontology annotation, biological process: regulation of DNA-templated transcription. The transcript has 5 exons. The record is from RefSeq and is a predicted model, not a curated record.